GCCAUUGUCCAUUUGCUUCGUCGAACCGAUAUAAUUUUUUGAAGUCCCGACCAAGUCAAGAUGGAGAGCAAGACAAUAUCGAUGUUUAUGAUAAAAGAUAGAAUAAUACAAAUGUUUCGUCUAAUGGACGAACUGUUCUGGCAACCGCAAGAGAGCGAACUGUGCAUGAAAGAAUAUCUUUACGUCCGUAAGAGAAUCAAAGUCAUAGCUUUAACGUAUAUUUUAUCUCUUGGUUCCUCAUACAUGGGGUUCAUAUUGGUACCGCUGCUGACAGAAGGAGAAAAUCUUGUUGUUGAGUUUUAUAGACCUAAGCACAUCCCUUAUAUUGCGCUGUAUCUCUUCCAAUGCUACAUAGGUUUGUCACAUUUGAUUGGAGGAAGCUUCUGUUUUGAUAUUAUACUAUACAGCACUAUGAUGCAUACGGCAGCUCAGUUGAGAAUAUUAAACAAAGUGAUUCAGGGAGCCUUCGAUAUAAAAAUACAAACUGAGGAAGAUUUGAAGAAAUUCAAGUUGUUAAUGAGACGGUGUAUUGAACAUCAUGAUUUUCUGUUGAAAUACAUCAAAACAAUUGACGAGAGAUAUGCGAGUGCACUAGGAACGUUUUUCAUAACCAUGUUCAUGUGCAAUGUUGUCGAUUCAUACAGGUUUACAACUUCUACUUACUUACUGGCAACCUUCAGAUCUUUCUCGUAUGUGGUUAGUAGCAUAACGCUGAUAUUUUUCAUGUGCUACUUUAUACCCGCUCAGUCGCUUCAAGAUGAGGAAACACAGUGGUAUAUUAAAUGGCAUAGAAAACACAGCACCCAGCUAGGGAAAUCAGCAAGAGCAUUUAUUUUAGUAAAUGGUACAAGUACAGCCCUCUCGCAAAACCGGUAAUAAUCAUCAUUGGCAGGACAGCAAGGCUUAGCAAGAUAGUUCCAUGUGGUAUAUGGGAAUUGAACUUAGAAACGGGUCUUAUGGUAGUUAGGGGAAUUGUAUCCUAUGCGAUGUUCCUGAGGACAGCAGAUAGUUUAUCUAAUGGACAGAAUGAUUAAUGAAUGAUUGAGUACAAUAUGAAAAUGCUUAACAUUUUGAUACCAUACGUUUUCCUGUACAUUGAAUUUCAACUUUAUUACUAUUAUAUUUUUGUUAUACAAGUGAAGAAAAUGCUAAAUAUUUUUUGCAUAAAAUGACCGUACUAUUAUGCUGGACGUGCCA
Acanthoscelides obtectus is the source of this 1197-nucleotide messenger RNA. NCBI's taxonomy places the organism in Eukaryota, Metazoa, Arthropoda, Insecta, Coleoptera, Chrysomelidae. The record is from the annotation of a GenBank genome assembly.